AUUUUUUGAUUUACUUGCGGGUCAGUUAAUUUCCUCCAUAUGGCGAGAAACGCCGCAAAUGAAUCUUCUGCAUCGCUCAGGGUUGUCAAAAGGGUGCAAUUUGGCAUACUUGGACCGGAUGAGAUCAAAGCAAUGUCUGUGGUCGAUGGAGGCGUGCGAUACUCUGAGGUCUAUGAAGCUGGAAAGCCUAAACUUGGGGGACUGAUGGAUCCGAGACAAGGUGUGGUAGACAAAGGCACCAGAUGUCAAACAUGUGCUGGAAAUCACUUUGACUGUCCGGGGCAUUUUGGCCACUUGGAACUUGCGCGGCCUGUAUUUCACGUGGGUUGGCUAGCGACGACGAUCAAAGUCAUGCGAUGUUUCUGCUACUUCUGCUCGAGGCUUUUAAUAGACAAGGACAGCGCAGCUGUACAGGACAUCCUGUCUAAGACGAAGAGCAACCCUAGACGCAGGAUGACUCUCAUCUAUGAUAUGUGUAAGAAGAAGACUAUUUGUGAAGGAGGUGAUGAGAUAGAGACUGAGAAAUUCAUGCAGGAAGAGGACCCAUUCACCAAUGAAAAUCGCGACAAGAAAAAGGCACCAGGAGGCUGUGGUCGUCACCAGCCGAAGAUAAGAAGACAGGGACUCGAGUUGACAGCAGAGUGGAAGGUGAUCAAUGAAGAGACCCAAGAGAAGAAGAUCCCACUCACAGCCGCUAUUGUACAUGAGAUGUUCAAGAAGAUAUCGGACGAGGACUCCGACAUAAUAGGGAUGAAUCCUAGAUUUGCUCGUCCUGACUGGAUGCUGAUCACGGUUCUGCCAGUUCCGCCACUGGCAGUGCGUCCAGCGGUAUCGCUCUUUGGUUCAGCCAAGUCUCAAGACGAUUUGACCCACAAAUUGGCAGACAUCCUCAAAAUUAACAACGAAAUUAUCCGAAACGAACAAAACGGAAUCGCUUCUCAUAUUCUAGCUGAAAAUGUGAAGUUGUUGCAGUACCAUGUAGCGACGCUGACAGAUAACGAGAUACCAGGACUCCCAAGAGCUACUCAGAAAUCAGGCCGACCUCUGAAGUCUAUAAAACAGCGCCUGAAGAGUAAAGAAGGUCGAAUCAGAGGAAAUCUGAUGGGAAAGCGGGUAGAUUUUUCAGCACGUACUGUGAUCACUGCAGAUCCCAAUUUGUUGAUUGAUCAGGUGGGAGUGCCCAGGUCCAUAGCGACUAACUUGACCUACCCGGAAUUGGUGACGCCGUUUAAUAUUGACAAAAUGCAAGAGUAUGUCUCGAGGGGUGCUAACCAGUAUCCAGGUGCCAAGUACGUCAUCAUGGACAACGGAGACAGAAUUGACUUGAGAUACCACCCGAGAACCUCCGACCUCAGACUCCAAGUGGGCUACAAAGUGGAACGUCACGUGCUAGACGAUGACGUCAUUGUGUUCAACCGACAACCCACUCUGCAUAAAAUGUCAAUGAUGUGUCACAGAGUGAAAGUACUACCAUGGUCGACCUUCAGAAUGAAUCUAAGUGUGACGACACCGUACAAUGCGGAUUUCGACGGAGAUGAAAUGAAUUUACACGUGCCACAGUCAGUCGAAACGAAAGCUGAAAUCUCCCAACUGUGUAAAGUGGAAAGAAUGAUAAUUACGCCGCAGUCUAACAGACCUGUAAUGGGUAUUGUGCAGGACUCGCUGACGUCUGUAAGGAAAAUGACAAAACGAGAUGUAUUUUUGGAGAAGUCGCAAGUCAUGAAUUUGCUUAUGUGGAUUAGCAGUUGGGAUGGCAAGUUACCACCCCCUACUAUUUACAAGCCGAAGCCGCUCUGGACUGGCAAGCAGUUGUUUUCACUGGUCAUUCCGGAAGGAGUGAAUUGUAUCAGGGCUCAUUUUACACAUCCGGACACGGAAGACAGCGGGCCAUAUAAACACAUAUCGCCAGGAGAUACAAAAGUUUUGAUUGAGAACGGUGACCUCAUUAGUGGAAUUGUAUGUAAGAAAACUCUGGGAGCCAGUGCCGGAUCUCUGGUCCAUCUAAUUGCACUUGAGAGCGGACAUAUUGCAGUGCGUGACUUCUUGAGUAACGUGCAAAAAUUGGUCAACAACUUUUUAUUAAUCGAAGGUGCUUCGAUUGGAAUUGGAGAUUGUAUUGCAGACUCCUCUACUUAUAACGAGAUCCAGCAGACGAUUAAGAAAGCCAAAGAAGAGGUGAUAAACAUUAUUGAAUUGGCACAUAAUGAUGAAUUGGAGCCGACUCCAGGAAACACUCUGAGACAGACGUUUGAAAACAGAGUUAACAGAGUGCUAAAUGAUGCCCGUGACAAAACGGGAGGAUGUGCACAGAAAAGUUUGAGCGAGUUCAAUAACUUCAAAUCCAUGGUGGUGGCAGGCGCCAAGGGAUCUAAAAUUAACAUCUCUCAGGUCAUCGCUUGUGUGGGACAGCAGAACGUAGAAGGAAAGCGUAUCCCGUUUGGCCUGAGAAAGAGGACUCUGCCUCAUUUUAUCAAAGAUGAUUACGGUCCGGAGUCGAAAGGCUUUGUGGAGAAUUCGUACCUGGCAGGACUCACACCGAGUGAGUUUUAUUUCCACGCCAUGGGAGGACGAGAAGGUUUGAUUGAUACUGCGGUGAAAACAGCAGAAACUGGAUACAUCCAGAGACGCCUUAUCAAGGCCAUGGAGUCGUUGAAGGUAUGCUAUGACGGUACAGUGCGCAACAGUAACAACAACCUCAUCCAGUUCAGAUAUGGGGAGGAUGGUCUGGCUGGAGAGAUGGUGGAGUUUCAGAACCUCCAGUCCAUCACCCUCUCAAGACCGAACCUGGAGAAAAGAUUCAAAUUCGACUACAACAAUGAGAGGUCAAUGAAACGUGCUCUAAACGAUACAGUUGUACGUGACGUGUGCUCCAACGCCAGCUCACAGCAAGUAUUGGACCAAGAAUUUGAACAAAUCAGUAAUGACUGGCGCCUGUUGAGACAAAUUUUUGAAAAACCUACGAGCAAAGUGGUACUUCCGUGUAAUUUGGCCCGACUUGUUUGGAACGCCCAGAAAUUGUUCCACGUUGACUUGCGACAAGCGUCAGAUUUGAGUCCAAUCAAAGUCGUUCAAGAUGUGUCAAAUUUGUGCAAGCGACUUGUGAUAGUGAAAGGAGAAGACAGAUUGAGCGUUGAAGCACAGGCUAAUGCGACUUUAUUGAUGCAAUGUCAUUUGAGGUCAUUCUUGUCCAGUAAUAAAGUGGCGUUCCAGCAUAGACUAACGUCAGAGGCUUUUGAUUGGCUGAUUGGUGAGAUUGAAACUAGGUUUAAUCUGGCAAUGGCAACACCCGGCGAGAUGGUGGGAGCUCUGGCUGCCCAGUCACUGGGAGAACCGGCUACUCAGAUGACCCUGAACACUUUCCAUUUUGCGGGAGUGUCAGCUAAGAACGUGACGUUGGGAGUGCCUCGGCUGAAGGAAAUCAUUAAUGUGAGCAAGAAACCGAAGACGCCUUCCUUGACGGUGUAUUUGCAUGGGGCACCGGCUAGAGAUGCUGAGAAGUGCAAGGACGUGCUCUGUCGUCUGGAGUACACUACUUUACGAAGAGUGACAGCCAACACUGCAAUCUAUUACGAUCCAGAUCCGGCCAACACCUGCAUUGAGGAGGACCAGGACUGGGUGAGCAUCUAUUAUGAGAUGCCUGGAUUCGACCCAGAGAGGUUAUCUCCCUGGCUGCUGCGAAUUGAACUGGACAGAAAGAAGAUGACAGACAAGAAAAUGACGAUGGAACAGAUUGCAGAGAAGAUCAACUACGGAUUUGGAGAUGACCUCAAUUGUAUCUUCAACGAUGACAACGCAGAUAAAUUGGUGCUGAGAAUCAGAAUUGUAAACAACAGCGAGUCUAAAUCAGAGCAAGAGGAACAGAUUGACAAGAUGGAGGAUGACACAUUCUUGAGGUGCAUAGAGUCCAAGCUACUCACCGACAUGACACUCCAGGGCAUAGAGGCCAUCUCCAAGGUAUACAUGCACUUGCCGACAACAGAUGACAAGAAGAAAACAGUGAUUAAUGAGAUAGGAGAGAUCAAGAGUAUACAAGAGUGGAUGUUGGAGACAGACGGAGUGGCUCUGCUCAAAGUGCUCUCCGACAAAGACGUCGACCCUAGCAGGAGCACAUCCAACGACAUCUGCGAGAUAUUCUCGGUGCUUGGAGUGGAAGCAGUGCGCAAGUCGAUUGAGAAAGAGAUGUUCCACGUGAUCUCAUUUGACGGAUCUUAUGUCAACCACAGACACUUGGCCCUCCUGUGCGACAUCAUGACUCAGAGGGGACAUCUGAUGGCCAUCACGAGACAUGGAAUCAACAGGCAGGAUGUGGGGGCACUCAUGAGGUGCUCAUUCGAGGAGACGGUGGACGUGUUGAUGGAUGCGGCCGCCCAUUGUGAGGUGGACAUGGUGAGGGGAGUGAGUGAGAACAUCAUGUUGGGCCAGCUAGCUCCAAUCGGCACUGGAUCCUUCGAUCUCAUCCUAGACCCGGAACAGUGCAAACAGGGCAUGGAGAUACCUGUACUAGGCGGUGCAAUGGGCAGCCAUUUCUCCGGAAUGUUGGCCGGAUCUCCCAGCAGUGCAAUGACUCCUUGGGCGACUGGUGCCACGCCUCUGUAUGAUGGAACUGGGCCCUUCUCUCCACAAUUCGGAAGUGGCAUGACUCCAGGAGCCGCCGGAUUUUCUCCAUCGGCAGCUUCGGAAUUCAGUGGAUUCAGUCCUGGAUACAGUCCGUUUUCACCCGGAGCUGCUUCACCAGCAUCACCUGGGAGUCCCUACAUUCCUUCUCCUGGAGACUCACCGUCUUAUAGUCCAACGAGUCCGUCGGUACCCCAAAUGUCACCGAUGUCACCCAGCAGUCCUGGCUUCCCUGGAUCGUCUCCUGGUUAUUCGCCAACCAGCCCGAAGUAUUCCCCGACUAGUCCUGGAUACGCCGGCAGUCCCAGCUAUUCGCCAACUAGUCCUGGAUACUCUCCGCAGAGUCCAGGCUACUCACCGACAAGUCCUGGCUAUAGCCCAACGAGUCCGAGUUACUCGCCAACUUCUCCAAACUAUAGUCCGACAUCGCCGAACUACAGUCCAACAUCUCGAAAUUAUAGCCCGACGUCUCCCGGGUACAGUCCUACGAGUCCUAGUUACUCUCCCACUAGUCCUGGCUAUAGUCCAAGCCAGAGUGCUCGCUACAGCCCGACUUCUCCUAACUACUCGCCAAGUGCAGCAGGUUAUUCGCCUACAUCGCCGAAGUAUUCUCCUACGAGCCCGAACUACUCGCACUCUCCGAGUUACAGCCCAACAAGCCCGUCUUACUCGCCGACUUCGCCGAGUUUUGGAAAAUCUCCGGCUGGAUACUCUCCAACAUCUCCUAAUUAUUCGCCAUCAAGUCCUAGCUACUCGCCCACUUCUCCGUCGUAUAAUGCGAUGUCGCCAUCGUAUUCACCAACAUCUCCAAGUUAUUCUCCAACAUCGCCCUCUUACUCGCCAUCGAGUCCAAGUUAUAGUCCGACAACUCCGAAGUAUUCACCGACGAGUCCCAGCUACUCACCAACUUCCCCGAGUUACAGUCCAACUUCGCCGAGCUAUAGCCCGGGAGGACCAACUGCGAGUUCUAAUUAUUCGCCGUCAAGUCCAAGGUAUUCGCCGACUUCGCCGAACUAUUCUCCUUCGAGUCCUAAAUAUUCGCCGUCCAGUCCAGCUUAUAGCCCGAAGUCACCGGCUGUCGGGUACUCGCCGACAACCCCGACUUACAGUCCCUCUACUCCAGCUUAUUCACCAUCGACACCAGAUUACUCGCCCAAGUCGCCAAACUACUCGCCUGCUUCACCGAAGUAUUCACCGACUACUCCCAAAUACAGUCCCUCGACUCCUAAGUAUUCGCCUACUAGUCCUCGAUAUUCUCCUACGAGUCCUAGAUAUUCACCGACAAGCCCGAAUGCAAUUUCACCCCAGUCGCCGGCGUAUGCGGAAGCACCAGGGCCGUCAUCACAACGCAACGUCCAAAGAUACUCUCCAACGAGUCCGCAGUAUUCGCCUCAGUCGCCGACUGGAGACCCGACAAACCAUUACUCUCCGUCUACUCCUGCAUACUCACCGAUGUCACCGGGACACUCACCGGAGAGUCCACGAUACUCUCCUGACUCUCCGGAUUAUUCACCAGCUUCGCCAUCUGGACCAGGAAUGGACACUUCGGUUAAUGAUUUGCAACCUAUAGCAUCAAGAGGAGGAGCGCCGAGAUACAGCCCAAGCGACCCGCAGUACAGCCCAACGAACCCACAGGGACAUGGUCCCCGAUGAUUGUAGACCUAAGCGGACUGGUUAUUUUAAUUUAAAGUACCCGACCAUUGCAGACUACCAAAAUAAACUUAGUUUGGUGACGAUCCGAUAAACGAGAUAAAAUCCAAAAAAAAAAAAAACUGUAUCUCAGAUGAAUAUUAUACCAUAGAUUGAUUUGACAAUUAGACUGGUUAAUUGCAAAGAAGUUUCUCCUGCUGUGAUGUAGAUUGAAAAAAUGAUUUAACUAUAGAUACAAUGAACAAGUAAGUAUUAUGUUGUCCAUCAAUCUUUGGUUGCUGAAAAUGUUUUGUGUUUAAUUAAUGUUUUGCGAUUCGUUUAAAAAAAACCGAUACAAAUGAGGUGAUCAGUUUGGAAGAUGAAAUUAAACGUUCAAGAAAGAGAAAAAUAAUAAAGAACGAGAUGAAUGCGACCAGUUGGGCAAUUAUUGUUAUUAUGACGAAAUAAGCUAUGCCGUAGCCAGAAACGAUGCGAUGAAGUUCAUUUGAAAUUAAACGCAAGUGACAUCAUUCAUUAGUUUGCAAUAGUCUAGCUUGCAAUAGUCUAGUGGGUAGGGCGACAAUUCGUAAUAGGCGUCAAAUCGUAACAAGCGAGAAUUCGUAACAAGGAAUUGGCAAGAAAAACAGGCUUGCUCCGCUGCGC
This is a messenger RNA of Symsagittifera roscoffensis, 6906 nucleotides long. Its product is annotated as DNA-directed RNA polymerase II subunit RPB1-like. Gene Ontology annotation, biological process: transcription by RNA polymerase II. The transcript has 16 exons. NCBI's taxonomy places the organism in Eukaryota, Metazoa, Xenacoelomorpha, Acoela, Convolutidae. The record is from RefSeq and is a predicted model, not a curated record. The coding region runs from base 40 to 6267 and encodes 2075 amino acids. Gene Ontology annotation, cellular component: RNA polymerase II, core complex. Gene Ontology annotation, molecular function: DNA binding.